Molecule: messenger RNA, 1227 nt
Organism: Loa loa (African eye worm)
Lineage: Eukaryota; Metazoa; Nematoda; Chromadorea; Rhabditida; Onchocercidae
Exons: 9
Coding region: 49-1152 (367 amino acids)
Biological process (GO): monoatomic cation homeostasis
Cellular component (GO): axon; cation channel complex
Molecular function (GO): monoatomic cation channel activity
Source: RefSeq, a predicted model, not a curated record
GAAAAGCCACAAUUUCAAACGAAAGAUUUAAUAUUUUGCUUAAAUUUGAUGCAAAAUGGUAUUAAUCCACCAUUAGCACGGCAAAGUGUCGCACCAUUAAUGAGCUCAAAUUUAGCAUCUACUUUAAUACGAGGAUCUAAUACUCAUGAUGUUUCCGGACGACAGGGUUCCGUAUCCGUAACAGAACGUGGACAUUCUGCAACUGUAACAACGCAUCGUAUUGUUCGUGAAACAGUUUGUCAAGCUAUUUUUCUAGCUCUCAAAGUGAUGAUAAUAACAUUCGAGAAGCAAAUGACAUUAUUAUGGCCACGGGUAUUUAAAGUGAUUCGUGAUUUGAUUGGUAAAAAAAUUGGUGGCACAUCAUUAUAUUCAUUUAUUGAUUUUAUGGUUGAUAUCAAUUUGCCAAUAUCACUUAUCAUUCUACCAUUCCUACAAAGCAAAAUAGCGCAAAAAGUUUCAAAUGAACAAGAAGCUGCAUGGCAAGUAGAAUUUAAAAAACGCCUACAACUAUUAGGUGGUGCAUCAGGAUAUGGUAUUCGUGGAUAUGGUUCAUUGUUAGCGGAAUUGUCACAUGAGUUACAGAUGAUGAAGGAAGACUUUUCGAUGAGAGCUUUUGAAAUUGCACGAUCUCAUACACCAACGAUCACAGAACUUCACAGUGAUUCGGGUAGUUCACAAAGUACCGUUGGAUAUCGUCAUUCAAAUACACGAUCAAAUGCUAAUGAUUCAAGACGCUUAUCAACGAUAACAAUUACAAAAUUAAAUCGAAUAGCUUCUUCAGUACAACAUAAAGAAACAAUACCUGAAAGGACAAUCGUUGAAGGUACAGAAGAUGACAAUUCACAUGUGAUAUCUUCAUCAACUACAAAUGCAGCACAAACUCAUUCCAUUGAUUCAGAAAAACGUACAGUUGUGGAAUUGCAUGAUUUACCGUUGUUUUCGAAACAUCAAAAUUCACCAAAUAUCGAAAAAAGGCAACCAAAAUUGGAAACUCUCGUACUUCCAUCAAGUUUGGAGGAACCACUUCGUAUGCCUUCAGAAUCAGAAAAACCAAAAGUCGUAUCAUUUACAACACCAGUGGGACAUCGGCGUGAUUCAAGUGGUGAUGAGGAUUUUGUUGAUCGUAUUACGGCACGACAUCAUUAUGUAUAAAAUUAUUCAUUGUGAUAUAAUCAUCUAUUAGGGGGGAUAUGCGUAAUUUAUGUUGGUUGUAUGAUUUGUCAAAGC